AGAAGAAGACCGGAACCAAUGUGACACAGUCGGAACCUUUCGACAAACGUUUCACUGCGGGUUUAUUUAUUGGUGACACCUUGGGAACAGCUGUUCGAUCUGCUAGCUACAGCCAAGUUACUGGCUAACUCGGCGUUAAUGAAAAUAUAUUAUCGUUUUCCUUUUUUCCUUUUUAUAUUUCACUGAUUGAUUGGAGGACUGUCACCAUGGAGCCUGCCUGUCGUAAAGACAAGCCAAAGCUGAACUCUACGCCGACCAGAGGAGACCGAGCCAAGCAGAAAUCUGCACAGCAAGAGCUCAAACAACGACAGAGAGCGGAGAUUUAUGCGUUGAAUAAAGUGAUGACAGAGUUGGAGCAGCAGCAGUUUGAUGCCUUUUGUAAACAGAUGCAGUCACAAGGAGAAUGACGAGUUCCUGCCUCUUUCACCUGGACCAGGACCUGUCAGCCUCCAGAAGCACUGUGUUACCACACGUUACCAACACACGACCGCACACUUACACUUAUGUUCAUUAGACAAUCUUUGCACUUUUACUGGCUUGAAUUCCUGACUCUCUGUUAACCUAAAUAUGACAGGGAGCAUUUUUAGAACAAGCCGAUAUUACUGUUAACUGAAAGGUCACUGGCAUUUCCUGUUCUUAUAUGUCGGUCUUUGUUAGACUAAUGUCAUGCCUAAAGUGAGCUUUCAUGCUCCCUUUUUUCAGUACUGUCAAAAUUGAGAUUUUGAAGUUGACCAGGUCAAACACAGGUUAUCAGCUGAAUAUUAACUCAAGAGGUCAUGAAGGGUAAAACGUAUCUAUGUUCUCAGCUGUACACCUUUAGAGUCACUGAGAUAUGUGUAGAAAAGCUGCAUGAAGGGAUUUUUUACCACUACAGUCUGCAUACAAGAGAACUUCCAGUGCACAUCGAGGCGUAAACAAUCGAGUUGAAGACCACUUGCCCUGCUGAACUUGUUACAGAUGGGCAAGUGAGGGCCUUUAUUUUUGUGUGUGCUGAAAACAAAUCAUUAAACGCUUUGGGGCUUUAAACUACAAAGUUAGAGCAGCCCUUCAAGACUGAAGCCAAAGCUUAAAACACAUCACAUAUUUUUAUGAAAUCAGUCUCUUGUGUGCAAGAGAAAGAAACAUUAAGGCAGCAUGUUAUUUAUUGAAUAUGUAUUAAUCUUGCUCAGAGGUGCUGCAGUGGUUCUGUAAAACGAUGUGUUGUUCAAAAAGCCUACAUAUAAAAAUAUUUUUGUCGAUGCAAAAUGUGAAUGUACCAGUAGUUUAGGCCCAGUGUUCACUGUGAGUUUAAAUGAGACACCAUGUAGUGGUUGGAUUGAUAUUCUUGAAAACGUUACCUUUAGUAUCUUAUUAUUUAGAGCAGGUGGAAAUGUUCCCAUUCUUAUUUUAUCCUUGUGUGUAAGUUUCUCAGUUAUUGUCCUCUGUUAUCAUCCCUCCUGUGUGUGUGGAUCACUGAGUAGCAGAACUUUCAGUCAGACUGAAUGAAGCGUGUCAGUUACUGUUGGAUGACUGCCGAACAGCCACAUUCACUCUAAGUGUAAGUGACAGAACAAGAGUUUUUGUUUUGUUUUUUUUCCAGUGAUCCAUAAA
Messenger RNA from Scatophagus argus, 1590 nucleotides. RefSeq names its product small vasohibin binding protein. The transcript is spliced from 3 exons. The coding region runs from base 207 to 407 and encodes 66 amino acids. Gene Ontology annotation, biological process: negative regulation of protein ubiquitination; protein secretion. The record is from RefSeq and is a predicted model, not a curated record. NCBI's taxonomy places the organism in Eukaryota, Metazoa, Chordata, Actinopteri, Scatophagidae. Gene Ontology annotation, cellular component: apical part of cell.